Molecule: messenger RNA, 1128 nt
Organism: Lasiodiplodia theobromae
Lineage: Eukaryota; Fungi; Ascomycota; Dothideomycetes; Botryosphaeriales; Botryosphaeriaceae
Product: Transcription factor nrm1 whi5
Exons: 2
Coding region: 1-1128 (375 amino acids)
Source: RefSeq, a predicted model, not a curated record
AUGCCGCCCGCACCCGCCAAGCCGCAAACAGUCGGCUCUCGUUCAUCGUUCGAUCCUGAAGAGUUCUUGUCCUCAUGGAAUCCGGAACUACUUCCUCAAGAUGAUGAUCUCCGUGGAUCCCUUACAAAAGCCUUUAAUCUCCCGCCGAAGGAUAGCUACGUCUAUCGCGCCAUCGCAGAAGUCACACUAGACCAGGUACAACAUGCCAUUGGCUUUGGCGGCCAACACGGCCUGCAUGGCUGGUACGUCGACGAUGAAGAUAAACCAAUCCCGCCUCCUCCCGAGGCAGACAUAGCCGCGUAUACGAAUAUCUUCUCGCCGAGCACCUCGACUGCAUCGGCCCUGCGCGGUCUUGCCUCGAAUGCGAAGAAAGACUCGCUUCGCGCCGCUAUUGCCGCGCACCUGCAGUCGCAAUUCUAUCUCGCGCCCGCCGAAUCCUCGCCCGCUCCGCUCACGCUGCCGAACAAGCGCAAACAACCGCUCGCGAACCCAUACUAUGAUUACUGGGCGUGGUCGUGCCGCAAUCUCGAGUGGGCGGGGCCGGUGCCAAACACAGCCAAGACGCGCAUCUCGCACCACGUGUUGCCCGUCUUCUACCACCACUUUGGCUGCAUCGUGCCGACGUGGGACGCGCUGUCGGUGGUCGUGCAGCUGACGCAACACGCGCCGCCGCAGCCCAAGCCCAAGGGCUGGCCCGGCCGCGAGGUCGUCGAGAUCGGAUCCGGCAAUGGGUACUGGGCGAUGCUGCUGCGUCGCGCAGCCGGGUGCAAGGUCACAGCGGUGGAUAAUGCGCACAGCGAAUGGCGGACAAUGUGGAUUGGCGACACGAUAUGGGCGGACGGGGUGAAGUUCCUGGAGAAGCAGGGCGGCGCGAAGGAAGCGGUGCUGCUGCUGGUGUAUCCGCAGGUCGGCGCGGAUUUCACCGGGAAAGUGCUAAGGGCGUACCAGGGCGAUUACGUGGUCGUGGCUGGGACGCAGAAUGGAAAUGGGUUCACCGGCUUCAAGGACGAGACAAUUGCAGACUGGAUGGCGAGGGAGAGGAAGGAGUUCGAGCGCGUCGCACAGGUGCCGCUGCCUAGUUUUGCAGGAAAGGACGAGGCGCUGUUUGUGUUUGUGAGGAGAAAAUAG